Messenger RNA from Peronospora farinosa, 762 nucleotides. NCBI's taxonomy places the organism in Eukaryota, Oomycota, Peronosporomycetes, Peronosporales, Peronosporaceae. The record is from the annotation of a GenBank genome assembly.
AUGAGCGCCAAGAGUCCUGAAGUAGUGGACAGUAUGAUUAGUGACAGUCUCUUAGGCAUUUUUAUUAUCCUUCUUGCUGUCCUACUUAGUACGGGAUACAUGUACAUGCAGCAGCUUCGACAGGGGGAUAGACAGCGUGGCAAUCCGCACAAUAACGUGGCAAGAAUGAUGCCGUCCAUAGCCGCAGCACUUGCGUCAAUUCCUGGACGUACUGUCUGUACUACUGACCUUAAUGACCGACAACUUCGUCUUCACUAUACACUGCCAAUGCGCAAUGGAUCACGUAUAGUCACAAUUAGUGGUGAAGUGUUGCUUAAGACGGAUAAUAUGGAAGCUCUGAGCUGGAUCAACGAAGAGGUACCGGCGCUACUUGCGGAUCUGUCGCAGAUUGCGGAUGUAUACUUGAUGUAUACAAUAGUAUACGCCACGGAUAGUAAACGUAUGGAACGUAUCCGUGAGUUUAUAAGUACGCAUCCAGACUUGAAAAGCAAUGACACGAAGUCUGGAGGUAUUAAGAAGCACAAGAUUCUCUUCUGUACCACGUCAAUUGGCAAAAUUGCGUUUGUACGACAGAUUGAACCUCAUGUUCAUGUGGACGUUGACGCUGGUGUCGUUCGUGACCUGGAGAAACAUGUACCACGUAUCGUGCACAUUCCAGCUUUACCUGAGGAUGUAGUAUUUCCCUCGAUCCCAAACGUGAUCCACGUGGGUGACAGCUUUUCGGGAUACUUCUCGCUCAUCAGCUCAAAAGAACGUCUUUAA